Molecule: messenger RNA, 1198 nt
Organism: Aphanomyces astaci
Lineage: Eukaryota; Oomycota; Saprolegniomycetes; Saprolegniales; Verrucalvaceae
Product: anthranilate phosphoribosyltransferase
Exons: 8
Coding region: 55-1092 (345 amino acids)
Biological process (GO): L-tryptophan biosynthetic process
Cellular component (GO): cytosol
Molecular function (GO): anthranilate phosphoribosyltransferase activity
Source: RefSeq, a predicted model, not a curated record
UACGUACUUCCUCCGACUUACAGUAUCCAUUCCGUUGCCAAUCGUCAUCCUGCCAUGAAGGUCGUGUUGGAAAAGCUAGCUCAGCGCCAAGACUUGACGGCAGAAGAGAUGGACAUCGUCAUCGAUACCAUUGCAUUGGGAGCUAUGGAUCCCAUCCAGAUUGGUGUCUUUCUGUCGCUCUUGCGUUCCAAGGGCGAAACUCCGCUGGAAGUUCAAACGCUGGUCACUGUCAUGCUCCGCCACGCCCGCCUUGUAACAUUGCAGGAAGGCGUGAAGACCCUGGACAUCGUCGGGACGGGCGGGGACGGCGCGAAUACUGUGAACCUGUCGACCUCGGCUGCAAUCUUGGCUGCCGCAUGUGGCGCCAAAGUGGCCAAGCACGGAAAUCGCUCCGUGUCCAGCCGAUCUGGGUCCGCCGACGUGCUUGAAGUCAUGGGAGUCCCCAUGUUGGAACCCCAACACAUUGCCGCCUGCAUCGACCAAGCCAACAUUGCAUUCAUGUACGCGCCACACUUCCAUCCUGCCAUGAAGCACGUCGGUCCUGUGCGAAAAUCCAUGGGCAUUCGAAGCGUGUUCAAUAUCUUGGGGCCACUGAUCAACCCCGCCAAGUGCCAAACUUCCGUUAUUGGCGUGUACACCCCUGCGCUAUUGGACCUGUUUGGACAAGUGUUGUACAUGAUGGGCGUCGAGCACGCUCUGGUCGUGCACUGUGCCGGCCUCGACGAGCUGAACCCCAUUGGCGAUGCUGAGAUUGUCGAAGUGACCCAGAACGGAUACCGCCGGUAUACUUUGACCCCCGAAGAGCUGGGCAUUCCUCGAUGCACGUUGCAAGACUUGGAAGGGGGAGACGCUGAUGACAACUGUCGUAUCUUGCGCCAAGUGUUUCAAGGUGGAGAACACUGCGACAAUGCGAUUGGCAACACCAUCGCAUACAACGCUGGCGCAGGACUGUAUGUGUAUGGAUUGGCGGACAGCAUCAAGCACGGCUACGAGCUAGCCAAGGCCGCCUUGAAGGCCGGACAUGCGUUGAACACGUUGGAACGCUGGAGCCAAGUGUCGACUCGGUUGCAUACGUCUGCUGCCACACAAUAAUAACCCUCAAAUAAGCAUGUCUGUCAUCAAUGCACUUAGUGCAUGUGCCAUGUAUCUUGCCAUUUGCGUCAGUCAUCCUCGGCAUCUUGAACAGGAAGAAUAUGAC